AAAGUCUUAACUUAAAUGAUUGUUCAAUAGGGGAUGCUUCUUGAAUUUGCCAAGAACUUGGCAAAUUUUGCUGCGAGCAGUGGAAAGAAGCAUGCUGUUGUGCUUUCCAGCUUAGACUUUGGGAGGUGGCAGAAAAUUGACAUGUCAAGUGGGCCACAGAUUUAUUACCUAUCAACCACAAAUCCUGAUGGAACAGAUGACUACUGUGAACAACUUGGAUAUAAAAGGCUGCAGGAAUAUAACCCGUCUCAGAGGUGUUGGAAAUAUUUAGAUGCUGUAGUGGAAGAAAAUGCUAUGCAGGACAAGAGUUUUCCCUUCGAAGAUGAACCAGAAGAAGAAGAUUUUUAUCCAAGUUUGCCUUUUGCUUCCCUUUUCUCAUCGUUCAAGGCAAAAGGGUUGAAGGUUACCUGCUUAUUUUGUUACUGCUCGGAAGGUGACAAUAUUCCUGAUGCCUUCCUUCUGGCUGAGGCAGCUCGGAAAUUUUUGGGUCUGAAUCUUGAUAAUUCUCAUGGGGAUGAGAGUACCAGGUGGCUUAUACCAUGUUCGUGGAAGACUGUCUACGGACCACCUCCUGACCUGUCCAUAUUUUAGGGAUCACAGAGCUGAACCGCCCGACUUAACAAGAACAACGUGGUCUUUUUCUUUUUCUUUUUCACGGUUAUCCCAUUCUAACAUUUAUAGUUGACUGCUCUUUCAGUUUACUUAUUUAUACUAUGUUUUCGCCAUGUUGCGUUUCGUUUUCUUGACUUCUGGAUGAUGGUAGAUAAAAAGUUCUACUCCUCCAUUAAAGCCUUCAUUCUGCAACUCCAUGACUCGUUCCUCCCUCUUUUUAGAGCCUAGUUGUGUGACCGAAGACUAUAAGGUUCUUCACAGAGUGGGGAAGAUGGCAGAUCAUGCUUUCUGGUCAAAUGGUGAGAGUCACAUCAUCCAACGGCGGAGGGUAAGCAUUUCCGGGAUUUGAUCCGCCGAUACUGGUUCCCAGGCUAAUGUUGGCGGAAACGUUCUUUCUUUAUUUCCGAUUCGCGCCUACCCUUUGUUAUGUUGAAGCCAUGGCUGAGGCAAUUAAAUGCAUUCUGGACACCCUUCGUUAAAUUUCCUACUGUUUUAUGUAGCUACUGCAUUAAUAUUGCA
Molecule: messenger RNA, 1131 nt
Organism: Carica papaya (papaya)
Lineage: Eukaryota; Viridiplantae; Streptophyta; Magnoliopsida; Brassicales; Caricaceae
Source: RefSeq, a predicted model, not a curated record